Molecule: messenger RNA, 4121 nt
Organism: Gymnodraco acuticeps
Lineage: Eukaryota; Metazoa; Chordata; Actinopteri; Perciformes; Bathydraconidae
Product: PKc_LIMK_like_unk domain-containing protein
Biological process (GO): protein phosphorylation; actin cytoskeleton organization
Cellular component (GO): cytoplasm; nucleus
Molecular function (GO): ATP binding; protein serine/threonine kinase activity
Source: RefSeq, a predicted model, not a curated record
UUUCUGCACAGAGGCUUCCACCAUCCUCGCAAGAUGCAUAUGAAUAGCUUAUCAAAUCAAUGGACGGACAUCACCAGAAUGUGUGAUGUGGACGUGAACCCCGAGCCCACCAGUCCCACCCAGUACGGCGAGUCUUCCGACAAGUACUACCAUGAGGACCGCUGGCAGAAGCUCCGCACAGCUGUCAGAAAACUGGAGUUCUGGGAAAACUUUACUGCUGAGCUGAUCGGGACUGGCUUCUUCUCCAAAGUCUAUAAGGUGAUGCACAGCACCAGUCGGAAGGUGAUGGUGGUGAAGAUCUACAAAAAUGACGUGGACCAGGACAGCAUCGUACGAGAGAUCAGCCUGCUGCAGAAACUCUCCCACCCCAACAUUGUCAGAUAUCUUGGAAUCUGUGUGAAAGAAGACAGACUCUAUCCAAUCUUAGAGUAUAUGAACGGGGGCUGUCUGGAGGAGCUUCUGGUCGGGAAAGAUGUUCCACUGUGUUGGAGAGAGAAGGUGGAGCUGGCCUGUGAUAUAAGCAGAGGAAUGAUCUACUUGCACUACAAGAACAUUUACCACAGAGACCUCAACUCCAAGAACUGUCUGAUCCGGGUGACGUCUCGAGGUCGGGAGGCUCUGGUGACCGACUUCGGCCUGGCCAGGGAAGUGGUGGAGCCGCCAGUCAAAGACCCCGGCAGGAAGCUGUCCCUGGUGGGCUCCGCCUUCUGGAUGGCCCCUGAGAUGCUCCGAGGAGAGCCAUACGACCGCAAGGUGGAUGUUUUCUCCUUCGGAAUUGUUCUCUGUGAAAUUCUGGCCAGGAUCCCAGCGGACCCAGAGAUACUACCCAGAACACAGGACUAUGGGCUGGAUGUGAAUGCAUUCAGGGAGCUGGUGACUGGUUGUCCUCCACGUCUCCUGGAGUUAGCAGCCAGCUGCUGUAUGGUGGAGUGCUUCAGACGGCCAGCGUUCACAGAGCUGCUGGAUGAGUUGGGGGAAGUUGCUGAGAGUCUGGAGCUGCUGCCAAAAUCUGACGUGACCACGAGCUGAGGGGUCCGUGUGGGAUGCCCCCCCCCCCCCCCAUCGGGAGUGUGGGUGAGUGAGGGCAGGAAGCUGACUGACCCUGAGUCCAUCCCUCUCUCUACGACACAAGGCACCUCCAUGGAGUCACUUAACUGAAGUGGUUUUUACAGGAGACUCCUCCGACGUCUCAUGGACACUUUGCUUUGACACGUUCUGUGUUCAAAGGAAUAGUUCUUCUGCAAAAUGUCUUAACGGAUUCUUCUUCCUCGGCGGAGUGUUUGCUUUCUCAGUCUGUUGGUGUGUUUGCAUCCUCUUCUAUCUACCACAGGUCAUCUUCUUAUAUAAUGGGAUAAAAAACGAAUCAUGAACGAAUCAGAAGCUGAACAGAUUUGAUGGAUUUGAAAAGAAAGAGACGUCAACCUCAAACAUCAGCAUCACAUUUUAUAUUCGUGGUCAUAUUUUUGAUGUUGGUCUUAUUUUAAGAUAUUUAUUAGUUAGAUUAUUUUGGAAUGACACUAAGAACCUGUAACAUAUCAGCUUUUCGUGAACAAAGGAAGCGCUGCUCCAGGCCUUGUUUCAGCGUGAUGAAUUAGCAUUUAUUAGAUAUUCUGUGGAUUUUGCUUCAAAGAACCAUACAGUUCUCAAUAGUGAAAUAACAAGAAGUGGUUGUUUUUAAUAGCAAAAUGCACAUUUUAUUUAUCUCUUUUUUUCCAUUGGUCAUAAGAGUUAAUUAAGUUACCUAACUUACUGAACAUGAGCGUGUUAAUAUUUAAGAUCUUUCUUUUUCUGACUUAUUUUAAAAAUUCUGCCACCUUUUGGGGGUUGUUGAAAGGGUCCACAUUCCUUUUAUUUUACCAAUAUUUACUACUUUCUGCUUUGUGUGUGUCUGCAAUAUAAAAUGACCUUAAAUACACCAUCCUAUUCAAAGAGAUUCUUCCAGGUAUAUUUAACUCAAAGUUCAGAGAUACAGGUUUAUUUUUGCUUGAUGUAAAUAGAACAUUUAAAUACAGGUGUUACACAAAAACACAAGUAGGCUUCUACAUACAGGAAUAAAACUACAUUUGGAAAGUCACUCACGAAUGGGAAGAAAUGAUCAAUUUACCAGUUAUCAAGGGGGUUUUCUACAUUUAAGGUGGACUAUUCACUUUAAACGCCCAUUUCAUAGGCUGCGUAGGUUUGAAAGCUACAGUGAAGACAUUGGUAUCAUAUGAAUGAGAAAGGUAUCCAUUUCCACAAUGUAAUGCUAAAAAGUUAGGCAACUUUUUGGCGAAGUUAAAAACUGGCAUGGCCGUGUUCACAGGGGUCCAUUAACCACUCACCUCAAGAUAUCUGGCUCCAUGGAGCACCACAAGCCGUAAACGGUGUAUUUGCAUAUGUCUGCAUGCUAGAAAUCGCUAAGCAGUCCUGGGAAAUUGGGUAGGACUUGAAAGCUGAGAUUCUUGUGGAUCCAAUGAGUCCAACGUGGAAUGAUGCUGGUCCCAGUUGCAGUGAGACCAUUUUUUUAACUGGACAUUGCUGUAUAAAAUGACCUAUUGUGAGCUGAUAGCUAGGAACCACAGAAUGAGGACAUUCCGGCAGUGGCUCAGUCAGUAGGGGAUUGGACUGUGAGCUGUAGGGUCGCCGGUUCAAGUCCCCGACCAGACCUAAAUAUGGAGUGUGGACUGCUACUUGGAGAGGUCCCAGUUCACCUCCUGCCCUGCCGUGGUGCCCUUCAGCAAGGCACCGGACAUCCCCCUUCCCCCCUCACUCCCAUUGCUCCCCGGGCGCUGUACAAUAGCUGCCCACUGCUCCUAGUACUAGGAUGGGUUACAAGCAGAGAACACAUGUCACUGUGUGUGCUGUGUGCUCUGCAUGUGUGACCAUUAAAGAGGGUUUCAUCCCUCCCAAUAUUAUAUUAUUCAGUAUGGUUUUCUUUGACAUAUUGACAGUAAGUGGGUUUCUAAAGAAAUGGUCAGAAGUUUAUGAUCCUUUAUCCCAGGAUGACUUUUUCUAUCAUUUUUCAAGGUCUUAAUGUGGAAAUUUGGAGGGGGUAAAAAAUGUAAUGUGGCUCCUGAUCUGUGUAACAAAUGUUUUAAACCCCCAAAAAUGUCUGCACAAACUGAAAGGAAAUGAUGGAGCAUGAGGAUGGCCAUCAUAUAGUUGCACCAUAUAUUAUAAGCCCUUAUGCACUCUACACUUAUAACUUGAAGUGGUGCCUAACCUACAAUGUUUACAUUGUUUAUUCCCGAUGUAUUACUAUAAUUACAUUUCUGGAUUAUAAUCAAAUUACAUAAAUUGUAUAUUUUGCAGUUGGUAAAGGUGGAAAUGACUUUUUAUUGGGGAUCGUAGUCCAUAUUUGUAUAUCAUAAUGUAUUAGUUGGUUUAUAUUGUAUUGAUAAACUGAACCUGGAAGGUAACCAUGGUUGUUAAUAAAUGUAGUGGUGUAAGAAGUACAAUUUUGCUUGCAAAAUGUAAAUGUGGAGAGGUAUUAUAAAAUGGAAAUACUCAAGUAAAGUACCUUAUACUUAAGUAUAGUACUUGAGUAAAUGUACUUUGUUUCUUCCACUAGACAGGAUUCCUUAAACUGAGUCGACACAACUAACUGGCCAUAAAGAUGGAUAAGUAACUGAUAGAUUUAAUGUUUUGUUUUGUUUUCUUCCACAGUUUUCCAGUGUUUGAUUUUAGUUCACUGCACCAAAGUAAUGAUAAGACCUAUUAUAUAUUAUAUACUUAUAUAUAGACCUGAGAUUGAGUCUUAAUUUACAACAUCAUGUAUACAGGGUGAUAAUAGUGAUAGUAUAAAUAAGGUUGGGGGGGUUACUUUAAAAAUGCCUAUUACAAUUACUAGUUACCUGAAUGUAAUUUAAACGUAACCUAAUCUGAGUAUCAAAAUAUAAAAUUAAUGUAACCUGAUUACUUUUUAUCACUUUUUGAUUACCGCAAUAUCAAACACAAUGCAAAUAAAUACAAGGUGUUUUUACUUUACUUAAGUGUAUUAUUUAUGUAAGACAACAGAACAAUGAGAGGCCCUGCCAGUCAACACUAGUAUCUAAUAUUCAGGCUUGAACCUGUUCAUAGAAUAGUGUGUGUGAGCUUAACUGUGUGUAUUAAACUGAAACGGAGCAUUUUCUGUCAGCUCA